Molecule: messenger RNA, 1236 nt
Organism: Cutaneotrichosporon oleaginosum
Lineage: Eukaryota; Fungi; Basidiomycota; Tremellomycetes; Trichosporonales; Trichosporonaceae
Source: RefSeq, a predicted model, not a curated record
UAAUUAUUGCCCCCCGCCCUCAGUCCGGAGUCCGCGCUCUCACCCAAUCAAUUGCACCUUUACCGGGGCCCUUCCAGUCAGAGAUAAACGACAUGAAAGUUCUUAUUCUCGGCGCCAGCGGCUUCAUCGGCUCCGCGGUCACUCACGCCUUCGUUCGCGCCGGACACAUUGUUUGGGGACAGACCCGAUCUCAAGAUACGGCGGACAUUCAGUUCGGUCCUCGGGAGAUCAUCCCCGUCGUUUGCGACCCCACGACAACGGAGGGUCAGGCUACCUGGACCAAGAUUGCCAAGCAAGUAGAUGCUGUUGUCGAUUGUCUCGCCGCCGGAGGCGCCGAGCAGGCACUUAGUAUUCUCAACGCCUUCCUCGCCGCCGUAAAGGGCCGGCCCAAAGGCUCUCCCCGUCCGACCUACGUUUACUGCAGCGGGCACUAUGUGAUGGCUCGAGGUUAUGGAGGCCUGGACGAGUGGUCGGACGAGCGCCAGCCUGCUGAAGCACCUAUCAAUAAGGGGACGAUCUGGCGCACAAAGAUCGAGGGAGCUGUUCUGGGAGAGUCCUCAAUCAACGGCAUUGUAGUCCGUCCGGCGUGCGUGUAUGGCAGCAGCGGCUCCUACUUUGGCGAUUAUCACUUCAAACCGGCGCUCGAAGCGUUGAACUCCGGAAAGUCGGAAUUCGACUCGAUCAUCUCUGCCAACGGCAAGAUUCUCACCAUCCACCAGGACGACGCAGCUGAGCUGUUCGUACGUGUAGCUGAAGCGGCGCCUGUUUGCCGUGGUCAAGUCUUCCUUGCAGCCAAUCCGUCCACCGACAACAUCCGCGACAUUCUGGAUGCCAUUGUGCGCAUCACUGGUCUCAAGGCUUGGAAAGCCAAAGCGCCAGCGGACGCGUACGAGACCGCUUGGAUCACACCAUUGCUGGCGCGUCCAUCUCUUGGUAAUGCCCUGACUGGAUGGCAGCCCAAGCGGAUGGCGGUGUCUGACGGUAUGGAUGUUUAUUGGAUGUCGUUCGUCAAAUCGGAAGAGUUAAAGAAGAACCGUCAGUCGAAGAUGUGAGGGAGCACUGCUGAAUGUAUUGAGGAUGUAUCCAAAGUACAGCCUCCCAGUUUGUACAGAGAUCAGAGACCAGGUUGCCCCUUCGUCGCAUAUUGCGACACGCGCCCUCCUAUCCGUGACGUAGUGCAUUGCAAGCGUUUAGAGUGGAUAGCGUGUUCAAGGUGAUUUGAUUUGGAAAGUGUAG